AUGCUUAGUUCACAGCAGUCCGAAUGUAGAGCCAGUCCCAAGGAGAGCACAGAGCCCGCUGUGGAUCUGCUGGGCCUGGAUGCUCCAGAGGGUGGUGGGAAGGGCUCGGGCAGUGCUGCACCAAUCGGUGAUGAACUGGACAUCUUUGGGCCAAUGGUCUCCAACCCUCUGCCCUCGUCCAACAACACACAGCAGGCUCAGUCUGGUUCCAGUACGGCACCUCCGCAGGCGGACCCCUCCACCUCCUCCGCUGCCUCCUCUUCUACCUCCACCACUACCACCACGAAGGCAGAGCAGAAGAAGCUUUUAUCUAAAGACUCCAUCCUGUCUCUGUAUGCCAGCAGCUCAGUGGGCAGUCAGCCGCAGAGCCAGCCACAGGCUGCUCCAGGACAAGCAGGAGUGUACAUGGGCCAGCCUCAGAUGCAGUUCACUCCGCAGGGUUUCACCCCAGGGAUGGGCGGAGCCGUGCCACCCACCACCAUGAUGGGUGGAGGGGCCAUGAUGUCCGGCAUGGCUUUGUCCAACGGCGGCUACAUGGGCGUGCCACAGCAGGGUGUGAUGCCAGCCAGCCAGGGACAGAACAUGUACAGCAUGCAGCAAGGACAGCAGCAAGGACAGUGGAAUAUGGGCCAGAUGACCCAGCAGAUGUCAGGCAUGGCCAUGAGUGGCGGAGGGCCGGCGCAAGCCACUUUCAACCAGUCAGGGGCCCCCGCGGCUGGUUGGCCCGCUGCUCCCCCUGCGGCUUCUGGCCAGACCCUCAGCACUCAGCUGUGGAAGUGACAAGGUGUGGGUCCAGAAGAUGAGUGGGGGGGAAACUAGAGUGGUAAUAUGGCAACAAAAAUGGCCAAAUCUGCUCCUGACCCGCCCGUCUCCUCACAGCUCCGUAUAAAGAACGCACAGCGGGGGUAGUUUGACUGCCCCUCCCACACCCUACACACCUUCAGUGUGGUUUCUUUAAAAAGCCAAGACAUCACACUGGAUAGAGCGCAGGGGGAAAAAAAAGAAAGACUGGCAGCUGUUGUUUCCCAUCUUUAUUUCUACUUAUCUCUUCCUUUAGUUGUUGUCUGAAGAAAGAGACAAAACAGCAGAAUCAGAAAAGAAAGCUGCUGGAUCAAUAACUCCAAGUGUCUAUUCUAGUAAUAUAAUAUCAUUACCAAAAUGGAUAGUUAGUGAGUAGUAUUUCAAUACGUACAGUAGAUAUGGCUAUCUUGUGGUUGGUCUUUGCUACCCUGUCCUCCCACCUCUCUCUGCUGUGUAUAUUGUAAACCCCCCCCCCUCCUCUCCUCCCCCUCCCCCUCUCUAUAGGGCGGGCCGAGGCUCGUAGCAGCUAAUAGUCUGAACAGUACUGUAUUUAUGUGAAUAAGAUGUGAAUCUUCCACUUUUUCAGAGCCAUAGAAGAUUUGAUGACUUUGUUUGGUUUGGGUUCUCUUCAUCACGUGACACUCAUUAUCACAACCGCUUGAGGUUAGAUUUUUUUCCCUCAGCAGCCAGUGUACCGCUCAUCAUCUCUACAGUAAAGAUCACAUACACCGGUGGUUCCUAACCUUGGGGUUGGUUUAAAAGAUCCUGAGGGGUUGCAAAAUCGUUAAAAUAGGAAAUAGAAGAAAAAAAAAAAUUCUCAUUUUUUAUUUUAUUUUUUCUGAAUUUGAGUGUUUUGCCUCCUGGAACUCUGACAACUAUUCCACAUCGUUAGAGAGGGUAACAUCACUCUUUCAACUUCUCUUUUUUUAUUUCACGACUGUAAUGAUUUUUUCUCCACAAAUGCAAAAAGACUAAAACAUGACUGAAACAUUAAAGGUUUAGCAAAAAUAAACAACUGCUGUGCCUGCAGCGCUGUCAUUGUUAUGCAUAUUCAAAACAAUAUACGCCUAUACAGCGAAGGACUCUUUGUCUCUUUGUAGUGAAGGGCGAGAGCAGUCACCCUACCUGGAUUCAAGCCCAGGUCGACCAAACAAUGAACAGCACCCUCAUUCGCUUUCUUGCUGAGAAGAUUCGAUUCGAUUAGAAGAGUGAUACCACUCUCAUGUCUGUCUGCUAGGUCUCUAGUUGGAGCUGGGCAGCGGUUAGCCUAGCAUAGCAUAAAGACUGGAAGCAUUGGGAAGCAGCUAGUCUGGCUCGGUCCAAAUUUUAAAAUUAUGCCUAACAACACCUCUAAAUAAUCAAGUAAGUGACACUUUAUAUUGUGUUUUGUUCAAUCCGUACACAAAAAGAAAUGUAAAAAAAAAACAUUUGGAGUUAUGUGCUGAAACUGGGGAACCACUGAUAGACACACUACACUGGCUGUGACAACAAUAUUUGGCCAGUUGAUGUUGUUACUUUUAAAUAUUGAAGAUUGAGAUGAAAAUAUCGGUCCAACCCUGUUUCUCCUUCUUCAAGCUGGUUAAAAACAACCUAGAACUCCAAAUGUCAAGGAUUCCCUUUAAGACUCAGUAAUUGCUGGGCAGCCCUUGUCUCCCCUGGGUGUCUUUGGUAGCCAUGCUGUGGUGUUUUGAAGUGUUUUAAAACCAAACGAGCUGGGUUUAGUGGAAACUGGGCUCCGACCCAGUUAAGACAGUCCUUGUUGUUGAAAUGAGCCAUUUCCUCAGCACUCCCCAAGGCAAAUUAAAGCACUACUGGAAUCCCAGCUGUUUGUCUUUACUGCACUUUAAAUAGCAGAGCAGGUACCCCUGUCUCGCUGUGUUGUGGUUUCAUUUCAGAAAAUUCUUGUGUGGGAUCAGCAGGGACGAUAGGAUUUCUGCAGUCUUUUUUAAAUUGAGUGAAUGUGACACCCAAAACAUUGCUCCCUUUACAUAGGAUGCUAUAACCGUAUGUUCUGCCAUCCGCCAUCUUUAUUGUGGUGUUUUGUUGUGUGCAGUACAAGAGAAGCACAGUUCGUCUGAAGCAAAUAAACCUGGAUGACCAAUAAGAGGGCUAGACUGGCAGGGCGAGGAACAGGAGUGGACAGUGGUUGCAAAAGGGGACUUGUAUGAAAACACUGGAUGGGUCCCUUCACCACUGUCCAGUCUGUGUUUAUUGGGAGUAAGAACAGAGGAGCAAGAGUGGAAAUGAACAAACACACUUACUUACUUACUUACUUACUUACGCACACAAAGUUACGAUCACACAGCCGAGUGGCGAUGCAGAGAUUCAUGUCCGUAUACACAGGGUCCCUCUGCCAUGCAAUAACUGUAGCACUCUCAUGUGGUUAGUGUGAACAACCCAUAAACAUAUUCAAUAAAUCUAAUGUCCUCCAGGUUUAUUUCCAGUGUGUUUACAUUUUCUGGUGCCUAGUACAGAGAAAAAAAAAAAGUGGUUUCCGUGCAUUAAAAAAAAUAUCCAGGAAUUUUUCUGUGUUCAUCUUUGUCCAAUGACUCUUUCAACUGUAAAAGUACUGUUUUUUCUUUUUGGAAUUUUAUUGGUUUGCUCCUUUUUUUCUGUUCCAAGUUUUACAGAAGGGUCAUUUGAAAUAAAGGCUGUUGGAUCCUG
Molecule: messenger RNA, 3465 nt
Organism: Micropterus dolomieu (smallmouth bass)
Lineage: Eukaryota; Metazoa; Chordata; Actinopteri; Centrarchiformes; Centrarchidae
Product: stromal membrane-associated protein 1-like
Exons: 6
Coding region: 1-780 (259 amino acids)
Biological process (GO): regulation of clathrin-dependent endocytosis
Molecular function (GO): GTPase activator activity
Source: RefSeq, a predicted model, not a curated record